GAAGGUUUCAUUGGGGGGAGUAACUUACCACACAAAUGGGAAACGAGAAAAACCAGUAGACCUUUGUACUUACAUUGUUUUGAGGUUGUAGUGAACCCUCCUUUCGUUUUCCUAUUCGAUCGAUUGCGAUAACGAGAAGGUGACGCGGGCGAAUUGCCCUAUGUCUUCCAUUAGGCUAUAUUCGCUGUAUCUUACGCCGUGGUGAUUGAUCCCAUCCGUGUAUUAUCCAUCGAAUGAUGUAAGUCACUCCAUGAAUACUUGGGGUGACUCCUCUUACGUUGAGUUUCAUAGUGCACCUACGUGUGGGGGGUUCCUUCGAGCCUAAGUUUGACGAAGAUGAUAUUCCUUCGGAAAAAAAAAAUGGACUAAACGGCUGUUUUAUCGGUAGUUUUCGUCGCAUGUGAAUCAUUCCCUCCUCUUCCUCCUCCUCCUUUUUUUAUUAUCGUUGCUGCCUGUAACAUCGAACCGUUAAUUAGAGGUGAGAGGGUGUGCAUAUUGUGGUGGGCAUCCAUUUGAGAGAUUGCGCAAAAUGAUCAAUGAAGAGGUUUACCUGUUCUGCCCUCAACUUCGACUCAUUCCCUACCUUCCGCAUCAUGUUCCGCGCUAUAACGAGUGGAUGUCCGACCCCGCGCUGCUCGCCGCGACGGAAAGCGAGCCGUUGAGUUUGCAAGAGGAGUACGAGAAUCAGCACUCGUGGCUGCGGUCUAUGGAGAAGCUCACAUUUAUUUUAGCUACGCCCCUUUCUGGAUGGAACGAUCCCACACGCGAGCCCUCCGAUUCCGAUGGGUUCGAUCGAACCCAUCCGGCCUUGAGGGAUCAGCAAGGGCCAUUCAACGAUGCCGAUGAAACCGUUCAACCACUCCUCGUCCGUCGGGAAGGGCCGUGGGUUUGCAGCCCUCGAAACCCGCGCCCCUUUGCGUGGAAGGCCAUUCGUGCGUGGUUUCCCCUCAUCGCGGAAGACGACGAGGUCUCGUUCGAGCCGGUUUCCGCGGACGAUCCCGCCCGGAUCCCGCGUCCCCCCUUGGCGGGUUCAAAGCCCCUUCCCGCGCGCUUCAUUCCCACCCGCCCGAAGAAUCUCUUCACCGGCGAGGCCCUCCCAUCGGGCCGCCUGGAGGGCUUUGGAAAUCCCAGCGUUGGGAAGCCCUCUUUUGUGAUGAUUGGGGAUUGCAACUUAUUCGUGCUUCCGGAGGAGGUGGAGGACGGCGAAGGCGAGGGAAGGCCGUCCCCCUCGCGGCCGAGCGAUCGGCGAACGUUUGAGGUCGAGGUGAUGAUUGCGUAUCCGCCGUAUCGUCAUCACGGGCUCGCCGAGCGCGCGCUGCGGAUGCUGAUGCAAUAUGCCACCGCCGCCCUUGGCGGGACCGACUUCGUGGCGAAGAUUUUAGACACCAACACCGCGAGCCUUCACCUGUUCGCGCGCAAACUGGGCUUUCGGGAGUUCAAACGUGUAGCGGUCUUUCACGAGAUUCACUACACCCGUUCGAUCUAUACCGCGGCGGAAAAACAAAUCUGGGCGGCGGAGUGUGCGGCUGCGGGGUGUGGGGAUUGUGGGUGUGCGGCGUAUACGGCGGAUGUGGAGCAAAAUAUGGUGCUCCUCGCCCGGAAUCCUUCUCGUUGUUAA
Messenger RNA from Phytomonas sp. EM1, 1618 nucleotides. The record is from the annotation of a GenBank genome assembly. Lineage: Eukaryota; Euglenozoa; Kinetoplastea; Trypanosomatida; Trypanosomatidae.